AUGGAUUCAUUACUCAUACAACAUUCAUCCCUUGUUCGUCGUCUUCGUCGUGAAAAUUCGAAUGUAACAGUUGCAGAAAUAAAAUUAUAUUUCGAUAAUAUUGUUUUCUAUAUAAAAAAUUUCAAUUUCAACAAUAAGAAAAACGAUGCUUUAGACAUUUUAACGCUUAUUUCUGAUGAUUUCGCAGCGAUGAACACUCUUCAAUUGUUUGAUCAUCCAGCUCUAAUUAAUCAUCCAAUAUUUAUCUACAUCGGACGUACAUUAGAAAUGUUAUUAGUUAAAAUGAAUCAUUCACAAUCAAUCCCAAUGGCAAAAUAUGAAGAAGAUUGCUUUUAUUCUAUUAGUUAUUUAAUAGCACAAUUAUGUUUAUAUCGAAAUGAAACUAUCAAAUUAUUCUAUGGAUCAAUAUCAGAUGAAAUAUUUCCUGUAACAGAUAAAAUCAACAUUAGAGAUGAAAGCAUCAAUGAAAAUAGUAGAAGAUCUAAUCCAAUAGCAGAAAAACCAAAUUUAAAAGUGACUGGUCUACCUCCGCGUGCACCUAUAGCCCGUCCAAUUGAAGAAAAAGAUGAUGAUAUAACAAAAAUACCUCAUCGAAAAAUAUUUUCUGCUCAACUGGUUCCAGUGACGAAUGUCGUAGAAUUUCAAUCAGAAGUAUCACUGAUCCAAUCAACAGACUUCCCAUCUAAAACAUAUCAAGAAAUUCUUUUGACGAAUUCCUUAUUGAAUAAACUUACUCGUGCUAUUGAUGAUCUAUCCCGAAUUGAAUAUUCGCCAUAUCAUGUUAAAUAUAAAAUCAUAGACCGGCUUGUUCGUCUUUGUUCGAAAAUGAAUAUUGUCGAUCGAUUACUCGAUCCGAUUGUUAAAUGUUUAUGUUCAAAACUGUAUCGACAAGCUUUUAUAACGAUCGAGUCCGAACAGUUGCGCUUGAAUCCUAAACAAUUACUUUUUAUCUAUCAAUGUACACAAUUUAUUAUUCAACAUGAAUUUCAACGGCAAGAGCAAAUUCCUCAUCUACUUUGUCAAGCUAUGAUUGAUGUUACAAAACCAAUCGUGGAAAAUAUUUUGCCAAUAGCCGGCGAGUUCGAUGCCACAUAUUUUAAUGAUCGAGGGAUUGCUCUCUACGCUUUAUCUUGCCAUUUGGAAUUGUUAAAUCAUUUAUCAUUAACAUCGUCCGGUAGACGAUAUUUCAUGCAAAGUAAUAUUAUUGAUCAAAUGAAAACUAUCUUAUAUGACGAGGCAUUGCUUGAUAAUGCCGUUGAAAAUGAAGAACUAUUUCAUGCAGAUGUGGCUGUUGUUGUUUACACACUCAUGCUAUUGUGUAAUCUAGCUUAUGAAAAGCAAAUGUUUUCAAUAUUGAAAAAACAAAAUUUUCAAAAUAUUUAUUCUAAAUUAGAACCAGCGAAAGAUAGUACGAUUCAACUGGCAUGUCAAACUCUAUCAAUAAUUUUAAGUCAAGAUCAAAUUAAUGAAGAAAAUGAGCCAAUGAAAUUGCGAAAAAUGUGUGCCGAAUAUUUGGAGAAAAAUGUUAUUGAAUCGAAACAAAAAAAGAAGUUAGGUGUUGUGAAAGAUCGUGAAGAACGAGAUACUCACGUAAAACUUCGAUUUCUAAAUGAAACAUUUUUGGCAAAUUUAAAGCGAGAAAUUGAACAUUUAGCGACAACCGAAUAUGACUCAAAUCCAUCAAGGUACAAAAAUAUUGGACGAAAUGUUCGUGUUGUGUCGUUACAGGAGACCAGCGAAGUCGAAUCGCUACUUGAUCCUAUAUUACAAUGUUUGAAUUCGAAUUUUUAUCUGAAAGUCUUUGGAAAUAUUGAACUUAGCCAAUCGAAACCUAAAUACGGAGCGAUAUCAAAUAAUCGGCCUCUUGCAGCAAAACAUUUAUUUUUCAUGCGUGAAUGUCCAGAAUUUCUCUUUCGACAUGAUUAUAAACGAAGAAAGGAGACAGCUGAUACCUUGGGCAGAAUAAUGUUGGAACAUACUAAAAUAAUAUUCGAACAACACUUAUCUAUUCUGCUUGGCGAUGAGGGCAAACAAAAUGUAGACGAAAUAAAAGCAGCACGGAUGACAGCAUUAAGCUAUCAUGUGAAAUUGUUAAGUCAUUUUUCAUUGAUACGAUCAAUACGAAAACAAAUUGUAUCGUUGCCAAUCAUCAAUCAAAUAUUAUCAAUAUUAGAAGAUCAAUCAUUGAUUGAUAGUCGCGGACGGAUCGAUGAUGCAAAGAUCGGAAUUGUUGCACAAUCUCUAAUAUUAUUAUAUAAUCUUGCAGUCGAAGAUCAAGUAUUAGAAAUGCUUAAAACAAGAAAUCUCAUGAAAAUCUGUACGAAAUUACGUCUCGUCAAAGAUAAAAUUAUACAUUUUAUGUCACAAAUUUUAAUGAUAAUGUUAGAUAAAAAAGCCUAUGAAGAUAUAUAUGAACCGCAUUCGUUAUCAAAGACUUCUGUUGAAUAUAUUAAUAGAUCUAUUGUCGGGCCUAGGCAAGUACAUCAAGGUAUAAAAUUACAUCAUUUAUUGAAAAAUCUCGAAGGUAAACCAGAACAAUUCUUCAACUAUUCUUCAACUAUUCUUGAUAUUCUAGUUCUUACUCAAAAUGAUACAUUUAGUGAGUGUCUUGUUGAAGAAAAGGAAGGCAUUUCUGUUAUGACAAAAUGUGUUUGUGUAGAUAAGCUACAAGAUAAGAAUCCAGAUAGAAAAAAAGUUGUCGAGAGAAUUGUAGAGGAUAAAUCCUCAGAUGAUGAUAGAAAACAAAUAUUGGAGCGAAUACAAAAAUUGGCUGUACUUAUUAUUUGGAAACUUUCAUUUUAUGGACCGAAAACAAUUACAAAAUUGAAAUCGAAUGACUUAUUUAUCGACCAAAUUCUUUUUUUAUUAAGUGUAGCAUCAGAAAAAUCUAUCAAAACUCCAAAAUCAAUCAUUUGGAGAUUAGGUAAUGAAGAAACCAUACGUUCCGAAAUUGCAAAAAAAGAUAAGACUCAACGAAAAACUGACGAAGACACGACAGAUCCUGAUCAAUUGAUUUCAACGGAUGAAUGGGAUGAAUCAAUUCCGUAUGAUGUCAUCAUUAGCUACAGCAAUAAGACUCAGGAUAAGAUUCUAACUGUUAAAAUAUACAAUCGUCUAACAGCAACUGGCUAUCGAGUAUAUAGUGAAAAGCAAGGAAAUCAUCGGUUACAAUUAAUGAAAAAAGCAGUGGAAAAAAGAAAACCUAUACUUGUUUGUUUAUCGUCAGCAUAUCGUAAGUCAAAAAUAUGUAUGGCUGAACUUGAAUAUGCAUUUAAAGAGUCAAAUCCAGUUAUUCCAGUAAUUGUAGAGCCAAACUAUAAAAUACAAGGCUGGUUAAAGCAUAUUAUUAAUGGAAAAAAUCCUAUUGACUUAGCCAAUUUAAAAAUAAAAGAGUUCGAUGAUCAACUUAUUAGGGUAUCUAAAGAGAUUGAAGAAGCAAAAAUUGACGAUUAG
This is a messenger RNA of Rotaria socialis, 3453 nucleotides long. The record is from the annotation of a GenBank genome assembly. NCBI's taxonomy places the organism in Eukaryota, Metazoa, Rotifera, Eurotatoria, Philodinida, Philodinidae.